Messenger RNA from Penicillium waksmanii, 1548 nucleotides. RefSeq lists its product as uncharacterized. The transcript has 9 exons. Gene Ontology annotation, cellular component: membrane. The coding region runs from base 1 to 1548 and encodes 515 amino acids. The record is from RefSeq and is a predicted model, not a curated record. Gene Ontology annotation, biological process: transmembrane transport; carbohydrate transport. Lineage: Eukaryota; Fungi; Ascomycota; Eurotiomycetes; Eurotiales; Aspergillaceae. Gene Ontology annotation, molecular function: carbohydrate:proton symporter activity.
AUGACGACUCUACGUUCUUUCCGGUCCAUGGCGGCCCCUAUGCUGCUGUUCUCUUGUUUCUGUCUGCUCACAGGCGACAUGUUGUUUGGGUUUGACACCGGGAGCUUUGGUGGGAUUCUUGGUAAUCCGGGCUUCGUCAAUCAAUUUGGUACCUAUCAACCGGAAACGCAGACCUAUAAAAUCAGUUCUCUCAACACGUCCCUUUUGUCAUCUCUGGCAUUUAUUGGAAAGUUUUUUGGUUGCUUGGCUGCGGGCCCCGCGAUAGAGAAGUACGGACACCGCAUGGUGCUCUAUGCUCUCUCCGUUAUUUCGAUCAUUGGUGUCAUCGUUGAAAUCACCGCCGCUGAUAUUGGGCCCGGGACUGGACGCCUUGUACAGUUUAUUGUGGGCCGAAUUAUUGUAUACAUCUCUAUUGGUUUAGUAGAGGUUGAUGUGACAACAUAUCAGUCGGAGAUUGUCCCAGCCUCAUUCCGCGGUCUUGUUGUGGUCUCCUUGCAGCUCUUCCUUGUAGCAGGUAGUCUCGUUGCCAGUGGUGCCAACAAGGCUUAUGAGACUGAAUCGAGCGGAGUAGGCUGGAAGACAAUAACAGGAAUUCAGCUUAUAUUUCCUGUGUUGAUCAUUAUAUGCAGCAUCUUCAUACCGAACUCUCCCCGGUGGCUACUUUCUAAAGACCGAGAUGAGGAUGCUAUUGCAUCUCUACGUCGACUACGCCCCGAGGAAGAUGCAUCAAACGGCAAGUGCGAAGCAGAAAUCAGUGAGAUUCGAGAGGGUCUACGCGAAGUAGUACACAAAAGCGCGUGGAUAGACUUGAUCCGAGGAAGCAACCUCCGCCGCACCUCCAUCGUCAUUGUCUUCUACUUUUUUCAACAGGCCACUGGACAAGCAUUCGUAUCAACCUACCAGACAAAAUUCUACCAGCAGAACGGGUAUGCAGAAUACGCCUACACCUAUCCCCUUGCCAGUAGCGUUCUUGGUGUCGUCGCUGUGCUCGUGGCUAUGUGUUUUAUUGACAAGUUGGGCCGGCGGUAUACACUCUUCAUGAGCUACGCCUUUCAAGCCCUUUGGAUGUAUGUACUCGCAGGCCUGGGAGGGGUAGCCCAUCCGACCGCUGCUUCUCGAGAUGCCAUCGUAGCAGCCUUUAUGCUAUACCAGCUAUUCUAUAAUGCUGGUGGGGCCUCAAUCCCAUACCUAUUAGGAGCAGAAAUUCCAAAUGCCGCAGUCCGUGAAAAGACACAGUCGGUCGGAACUGCAUGGAACGUCAUUUGGGCGUUCGUGAUGAACUUCAUUAUCCCGUAUAUGAUGGAGCACAUCCACUUCGGUAUCGGGUGGGUAUUUGGCAGUGUCUCGCUUGUGGCCUUGCUGUAUACAUUCUUUUUUCUUCCAGAGACCAAGGGCCGUACCCUUGAGGAACUGGACGCUGUCUUUGCCCAUACGUAUGAUCCUUUCCGCAGGUCCAACGCGUAUUAUACCGACAAUGAAGGAGACUCCGUAUCUCCCAAAUGCUCCGAGGCGCCCAUUUACGUCAACCCAGUCUCCGUAAAUAAGUGA